GGGGAUUUAUUUGGAAUUCUACCUUCAGCCGGAGAAGUUUGAGGUGUUUAGUUGGUCCUGUGGCUGGAGUUCCGGCGCUCCUCUUUAUACUUUUACACAACGUACGCUGUUUAUUCAGGGAGUUCGUUAUUUUUAAUUAUUAUUUAUUCUCAACCGUGAAUAAAAAGGUUUAUUUUUAGUUGUUUGUCGCUUAGCUGAGUGGUGGUUAGUGCAGUUAGCUAGCUUAGCGCUUAGCUUAGCUUAGCGCUCGCUUCCGGCGCUGAGGAUGCCGACUGUGCGGGACAGCAGCGCGAGCCACCCGGGCGAACAUCCUCACCAGGUCCGGGUCAAGGCCUACUACCGCGGGGACAUCAUGAUCACGCACUUUGAGCCAUCCAUCUCGUAUGAGGGUCUGUACAGUGAGGUGAAGGACAUGUGCUCUCUGGACAAUGACCAGCUCUUCACCAUGAAGUGGAUUGACGAAGAAGGAGACCCGUGCACCGUGUCGUCUCAGCUGGAGCUGGAAGAAGCUCUCCGUCUCUACGAACUGAACAAAGACUCAGAGCUCAUCAUUCACGUGUUUCCAUGUGUCCCGGAGAAACCUGGGAUGCCAUGUCCAGGAGAGGACAAGUCGAUUUAUCGGCGUGGAGCUCGACGCUGGAGGAAACUCUACUAUGCUAAUGGACACGCUUUCCAGGCCAAACGCUUCAACAGGCGUGCUCACUGUGCUAUCUGCACUGACCGGAUCUGGGGUCUCGGCCGCCAGGGCUACAAGUGCAUCAGCUGCAAGCUGCUCGUUCACAAGAAGUGUCACAAACUCGUCACAGUGGAGUGCGGCAGACAGAUACAGGAACCAUUGAUGGAGCGAGUAGAUCAAGUGCCGCACCCGUCCGAACACCCGGAGCCAGUUCUCCCUCAUAAGAACUCCAGUGAGAGCAUCAACCACAUGGGAGAGGAGCAGGAGGCGGUGAGCAGCAGGGACCCAGGUAAAGCCCCUUCCAGUCUGGGUCUGUCCGAUUUUGACUUACUCAGGGUGAUUGGCCGAGGAAGCUACGCUAAAGUCCUGCUUGUGCGCCUCAAAAAGACCGAGCGCAUCUACGCUAUGAAGGUCGUCAAAAAGGAGCUCGUUAACGACGAUGAGGACAUAGACUGGGUCCAGACAGAGAAGCAUGUAUUUGAGCAGGCCUCUAAUCACCCGUUUCUGGUGGGCCUUCACUCCUGCUUCCAGACUGAGAGCAGACUGUUCUUUGUGAUUGAGUAUGUGAAUGGAGGAGACCUGAUGUUCCACAUGCAGCGACAGAGGAAGCUUCCAGAAGAACACGCCAGGUUCUACUCAGCUGAGAUCAGUCUGGCUCUGAACUACCUGCAUGAGCGAGGCAUCAUCUACAGAGACCUGAAACUGGACAACGUCCUGCUGGAGUCUGAAGGACACAUCAAACUCACUGACUACGGCAUGUGCAAGGAGGGUCUGAGGCCUGGAGACACCACCAGCACGUUCUGUGGGACACCGAACUACAUUGCCCCUGAAAUCCUGAGAGGAGAGGACUAUGGGUUCAGUGUGGACUGGUGGGCGUUGGGGGUGCUGAUGUUCGAGAUGAUGGCGGGCAGGUCUCCUUUCGACAUCGUGGGCAGCUCUGACAAUCCAGACCAGAACACGGAGGACUAUUUAUUCCAGGUGAUCUUGGAGAAGCAGAUCAGGAUUCCCAGGUCUUUGUCAGUGAAGGCAGCCAGUGUACUAAAGGGGUUCCUCAACAAGGACCCUAAGGAGCGUCUGGGUUGUCAUCCUCAGACAGGUUUUGCUGACAUUAUGGCUCAUCCUUUCUUUCGAAAUGUAGACUGGGACCUGAUGGAACAGAAGCAAGUGGUUCCUCCCUUCAAACCCAAUAUCUCUGGCGAAUUUGGACUUGAUAACUUUGAUGCACAGUUCACCAACGAGCCCAUCCAGCUCACCCCCGAUGAUGAUGACGUGGUGAAAAAGAUUGACCAGUCAGAGUUUGAAGGCUUCGAGUACAUCAAUCCACUGCUGAUGUCAGCGGAGGAGUGUGUGUAAGAAGAGUGUGUGUUCUUACACGCUCAUUCGACACCCGAGACAGACGGGGACUGUCCAUCUGUGUGCGCGCGCGUGGACAUGCGUGCACGUGUGGAUCUACAACUGUUAUUACCAAAUCGUUGUUUUUUUUUAAAUCCACAGAUCCGCUCCUCACACUCCAUCUGUCUCACUCUCUCUCCUGAUCGGGCUCCCUCUGACGGUCUCAUUCUACUGGACUUCGGACACUAAUGACCAAAUUACACACUACGUGUGUGUACAUGCGCGCACACACCACACAUGUACACAGAACAUGUAUUAACAAGUCCAUCCUUCAGCUGAUUAUUCAUUCCUCACACACUACCUGCUACAUACUACUCUACUCUCAUUCUUGUGUGUGUGUGUGUGUGUGUGUGUGUGUGUGUGUGUGUGUAAGAGCUCUGGCAUUCCCUCCUCUGUUUUUAGAUGAAAUGAAACACUAAUGGAAUUCCACUGUUCUUAUUCGGUUUUAUUAUUACCGUUGUUUGUUUGUUUUUUCCUGUUUCUCUGAUGAAGCUGUUAAAUGGGGAAAAAAAUCAGUUUUAAAUAAAACCACAUGGGAUAAUAACGAUGAUCAAGCACUUAUUACACUACUCCACAGUUCUGGAUUGUGAUUUGAUCAGGUGUUGAUCGAUUAUCAUUUAUUCUCCAGAGGUGAUCAGUGUGCACAAUUUCCUAUUUAUAUUUAUAUUAACUUACUAUAACGGCAGGUUUAUAUUAAUGCACUCGUUCUAGCAACAGCUCACUCACAGAGGCCUAUACAGCGAAUGCUCAACAUAAACAGGUUUAAAAUAAUUGUUGCUGAAGUUUUCUGUAAUUUGUGUAACAUUUCUGGAAGGAGUCUCCAGUGUCAGCAAUGUGUAACCAUCAGAACUUUUUUUUUCUUUUUAGGCUUUCUGACAUCUUCAGGACUGAGGAAGUAAUCGGAUGAAGUCAGCAUGUUGAAUACGCAAAGAUAGGGUUAGAAAUUAGUGCUCAGCUCUGUUUAUCUGAAUUCUAAGCCUCGUCCCUGAUCCCUAAACCCUGCGCAAUUUUAAAUGCUUAACUAAAUCAUGAUUUACUUAUUUUUUUGCCAGAAAAGAAUCAAAUAUUUUGGCAAUUUUGUUUCCAGACAGUAUAAACUGAACAUCCUAUACCAUAGAACAAACACACGCGUGCACACAUGACUGUAAGACUUGCUGUCUCACUAUCUAGUGCACUAAUAAGAAGCUACUGAUUAGCUAUAUUAGGGACGUUUCACUCCUAAAUCCUAUUCCGUUUCAGACAUGUAGCAGUAAAACUGUUUAAAAACAAAAGUCAGGUUCUGCAGGUUGCAUCUGAAUUGCACCCAAAGCUAAAUGCAGAUGUGUGUGUGUGUGUAUACACACACACACACACACACACACACACACACACUGUAGACUUAACAAAUGGUGCCUUAGCUUUGACCCAUGUGAGCUGAGGUCAUGUGACUGCACAGACCAGCAGGAGUCAGGAGGUCACAGUGGGAGACGCUGGGGUCAGGAGGUCAGUGCGAAUCUGUGAACUUUAAAGAAGUGUGUGUGUGUGUUGAGAGACGUGAAAACCUGACUGUAUAAAACACACCAUGGCUGUAAAUGUCACACUUGUUUGUGUUUGUUCUGUUCUUUAAAAAAAAAAGUGUUUCUUAAACAUGCAAUAAAACAAGAAUGCAAACUUGA
Molecule: messenger RNA, 3723 nt
Organism: Neoarius graeffei (lesser salmon catfish)
Lineage: Eukaryota; Metazoa; Chordata; Actinopteri; Siluriformes; Ariidae
Gene: prkci
Product: protein kinase C, iota
Exons: 18
Coding region: 266-2029 (587 amino acids)
Biological process (GO): protein phosphorylation
Molecular function (GO): ATP binding; protein binding; protein serine/threonine kinase activity
Source: RefSeq, a predicted model, not a curated record